Symbiodinium necroappetens is the source of this 840-nucleotide messenger RNA. NCBI's taxonomy places the organism in Eukaryota, Dinophyceae, Suessiales, Symbiodiniaceae. The record is from the annotation of a GenBank genome assembly.
AUGAUAGGACGGCCUUUUAGUUCACUUUCUUCGCUCUUGGCCCGCCGGGCAGCCUCCCGAAUGGGGACGCCAAUGAGCUCCCUGGGCCCGCUCGGCCAAGUGGCUGCAGUAGACAUGUCAGUUCAAUUUGCCUGCUUUGCAGUAGCAGCUGCCCUUCAAACAGAGAAGUUCUACGACAUCUCUGCCAGUUUGACGUACGUGCUCUGCGUUCUCCUCUCCUUUCGGGCUGGCGGCCGAUCCACGAGGUGCAAAGUCAACUCUGGUCUCGUCAUCGCAUGGGCCCUGCGCCUGGGCAGUUUUCUGCUGUGGCGCGUGGUUCAUGACGGAGGCGACAGCCGAUUUGAGAAGGUCAAGAUGCAUCCCAGCAAAUUCUUCGUUUUCUGGGCUGUCCAGGCAGUCUGGAUUCUUCUGACCGCCCUCCCUGUGUACCUCUCCAACAGCAAGCCGAACACAGAGGCCGAGCUUGAAGAAGGCCUGCAGAGGCGCGGGAAAGAGAAGGUUUGCUGGCGGGAUAUUCUGGGCUGGAGUCUAUGGGGAGCUGGCUUCACCGUUCAGGUCGUUGCAGACGUGCAGAAGAGACUCUUCCAGGCAGACCCGAGGAACAAAGGCCUUUGGAUUCAGACGGGCUUGUGGAAACUGGCCCAACAUCCGAACUACUUUGGCGAGAUUUGCAUGUGGUGGGGCCUCUUCCUUAGUUGCUCAACGACUCUCAGAGGAUGGGAGCUUCUCUCCGUGGCAUCUCCUUGCUUUGUCGCCUUCCUGCUGCUCCGCGUGAGUGGCGUGCCUCUUCUCCGCAAGGCCAUUGAGACUGCUCUUGUCAGACUGGUUCAGCUCUACUAA